CCUCCGCCGCCCCAUGGGAGACGCGUAGGCCUCGGGACCCGGGGCGGGGGGGGAGACCGGGCGCCCCGGAGCUCCGCCAUGAAGUCUCGGCAGAAGGGUAAGAAGAAGGGCGGCUCGAAGGAGCGGGUGUUUGGGUGUGAUCUCUUGGAGCACCUGCAGAACUCCGGCCAAGACGUGCCCCAGGUGCUGCGGAGCUGUGCCGAGUUCGUGGAGGAGCACGGCGUGGUGGACGGGAUCUAUCGGCUGUCGGGGGUGUCCUCCAACAUCCAGCGGCUUCGGCAGGAAUUUGAGGCGGAGAGGAAGCCGGAUCUGGGGAAGGAGGUCUACCUGCAGGACAUCCACUGCGUCUCCUCCUUGUGCAAGGCCUAUUUUCGGGAGCUGCCCGAUCCCCUGCUCACCUACCGGCUCUACGACAAGUUCGCCGAGGCGGUGGCCGUUCAGAUGGAGGCCGAGAGACUGGUGAAGAUCGGCGAAGUCCUGCGGGAGCUGCCCGACCCACACUACAGGACCCUGGAGUUCCUCAUGCGUCACCUGGUCCACAUGGCAUCGUUCAGCGGCCAGACCAACAUGCACGCCCGCAACCUGGCCAUCGUUUGGGCCCCCAACCUGCUGCGGUCGAAGGACAUCGAGGCGUCGGGGUUCAACGGGACGGCGGCCUUCAUGGAGGUGCGCGUCCAGUCCAUCGUCGUCGAGUUCGUCCUCACGCACGUCCAGCAGCUGUUCGGAGGAGCCCCCCUGCCCAUUGGAGAAGCAGAGGGCGGGCGGCGGUCCCUGCUGCUGGGGAUCGGGAGACCCCCCAUCGGGCCGGGGGUCUUGGAGGAGGUCAGCAGCCGGAGCCCCACCUGCCACCUGCCCAGCAUCCUGCAGGCCGGAGACGGGCCCCCCCAGAUGCGGCCGUACCACACCAUCAUAGAGAUCGGGGACCACAAGAGAAAGGGCUCACUGAAGGUCAGGAAGUGGAGAUCCAUCUUCAAUCUGGGCCGGUCCGGGCAUGAGACCAAAAGGAAAACCCACCGUGGGGGUAAGGAUGGGGAGAAGCUGGACAAGGGGAGCCUGCGGCCAGCGAAGAGCAUGGACUCCCUCAGCGCCGCCUGUGGCGUCUGUGACGAGUCCGAGGAGCCCCCCAGAUCCGACGGCCCCCGCCCCAGCCUGCUGGGCCUCGACGGCCCGGAGGACGUCUCGGCGGCGGCGGCGGCGGCGGCUUCGGGGUUCCCAGAGGCGGGGGGCGAGACGAGCUCGGCCCCGGGGACCCCCCGGGCGGGCCGGGCCGGGGUCCGGAGUCCCAGCUCGCGGGCGGAGCGCUGCGCGGGGGUCCACAUCUCGGACCCCUACAACGUCAACCUGCCGUUGCACAUCACGUCCAUGCUGAGCGGGCCGCCCACCAUCGUGUCCAACGUCAGCCUGGCCCGCCUCACCCGCGGCCUCGAGUGUCCCGCCCUCCUGCCCCGACCCGCCAACGCCGCCAACGUCGCCAACGCCGACGAGGCCGAAAACGCCGCCAACGUCGCCAACGCCGACGAGGCCGAAAACGCCGCCAGCGCCGACAAGGCCGAAAACGCCGCCAACGCGGACGAGAAGGCAGAAGCGUCCCCGGCCCCGGCCGAGGCGGCCGGCCCAGAGCUGGCUCGACUGUCCCAGGAAGUGCAGGAUUCCUUCUCCUUCCUGGAAGACCUGAACGGCUCCGAGAAGGACUGGGGCGGUGGAGAGGGGCAGGGGGUCUGCCCGAGGCCCCUCUCCCUGGUGGACGAUGACCCCGUCUACCUGGGCGACCCCUUCUACACGGGCGCCGGGCUGCAGGCAGAGGAGUUCUCCGUGGAGCCGCCCCUGGACGAGCUGUCCCUGGAUGAGGCGCCGUUCGUCCUGGCCCCCGCCUGCUGCUCCCUGGACGGCAGGGCCCCCACGCCGGAGGAGAGCGGGGACGACGUCUUCUUGAGCGCCUACGACGACCUGAGUCCCCUGCUGGGGCCCGGGGCUCCUGGCGACGAGGCCCGCUGGGCCCCGAAUGAGGCGUGGGGACGGGGAGAGGCCCAGGAGGAUGCAGGUGCGGGAGGACGACGGGCCAGAGGAGACGAGAGGACCGGAGAGGCUGCCGGGGCCGAGGGAGAGGAGCCUGGGGGAGAUGGAGAGGCCCGGGUGGAGGCCGGAGACCCGGGGGCGGCCCAGACCCGGGCCCAGGCAGACCCUGAGGUCAGAGGGGAGGAGGUGAAUGUGGAGGCUCUGGGACUCCAGGAAGGGGAUGGGCCUCGGGACGGUCCAGAGGUCCAGGAAGAGGCUGAGGGAGGUUGGGAGAUUCUGGAAGAGGCUGAGGGAGGUUGGGAGGUCCGGGAGGAGGCCAGGACGGGUCAGGAGGUCCCAGGAGAGGCAGCGGGUGGUCGGAAGGUCCAGGGAGAGGCCGAGGGGGAAGGUUGGGUGGUUCCGGAAGAGGCAGGGGAAAGUCAGGAGGUCCAGAAAGAGACUGGGAGAGGUCAGGAGGUCCAGGAAGAAGAUGGGGGAGGUCGGGAGGUCCAGGGAGAGGCUAGGAGAGGUCAGAAAGGCCAGGAAGAGGUCAGGGGAGGUCAGGAGGUCCAGGAAGAGGCUGGGGGAGGUCAGGAGGUCCAGGAAGAGGCUACGGGAGGUCAGCAGUUCCAGGGAGGGGUCGGAGAAGGUCAGGAGGCCCCAGAAGAAGCCAGAGGGAGUCAGGAGGUCCAAGCGGAGGCUGGAAAGGAGAUGGAACCGGAGCGGAUCCAGGCUUCGGACCCAGGGGACCCUGAGGCCAGAGGGGAGGAGGCUGAAGGGGACGGAGAGGCCACGCGGGCCCGGGAGGCCGAGGGAGGCCGGGAGGCCGGUGAAAACGGCCCCCUGGCCCCGGGAGCCGAGCCCCUGGCGGCCUCUGGCUCCGAGCCGGCGGGUCCGGGCUACCAGAGGCCCGCGCCAUCGGAGCGCUGGCCACCGUGCCCCUCUCCCCCGCCCCCCAGCCCCACGGGCAGCGUGGGCAUGCGGCUGGCCUCCACCCUGGUCAGGGUGCAGCAGGUCCGCUCCGUGCCCGUGAUCCCCCCGAAGCCGCAGUUCGCCAAGGUGCCCUGCGCCCUGACCAGCAAAAUCCACGUGGCCCCCGCGACCCCCUGCCCGCGGCCUGGCCGGCUGGACGGCUCGCCCGCGGAGGGGGCCUCGGCCGCCCGGGCCCAGAGGGCCUCCUGGAGGAACGGGGGCAGCCUGUCCUUCGACGCGGCCGUGGCCCUGGCCCGGGAGCGGCAGCGGACGCAGGCCCCCGCGGCCGUCCGGCGCACCCAGACCUGCGGCCCCCCGCCCCCGCCGUGCGGCCCCGUUCCGCCCUGCGCCCCCCGGCCUCUCAGCUGCGUGGGCUGCCCCCUGACCCGGGACCCCCCGCUCGGGGGCUCAGAGAGGGCUGACCCCCGCAGCCGGCUCAGCCUGCCCCCGCCGGCCUCCCGCCCGCCGGAGACCCCCGGCCCUCGCCAACGCAGCUCCUACGCUUUCGAGAGACCAUCCUGCGAGAGGAGGGACGGGCGAGACUUCGGGGACCCCGGCUCUUGCUCCCCGGUCCGAGAUGAUUCCCGCCUUGGCGGGGCCGGGGUGGAUUCAGGCGGGACUGAGCCCUUGCGCAAAGGCUUCUAG
Messenger RNA from Tachyglossus aculeatus (Australian echidna), 3612 nucleotides. RefSeq names its product Rho GTPase activating protein 30 (gene ARHGAP30). Gene Ontology annotation, molecular function: GTPase activator activity. NCBI's taxonomy places the organism in Eukaryota, Metazoa, Chordata, Mammalia, Monotremata, Tachyglossidae. The transcript is spliced from 14 exons. Bases 79 to 3612 code for a protein of 1177 amino acids. Gene Ontology annotation, biological process: small GTPase-mediated signal transduction. The record is from RefSeq and is a predicted model, not a curated record.